GGCUGCUAGCUUGCCUUGGGCUUUGGUGUACUGUAUGCGUUCGCUCCUGCUACCGCUGCUCCAGUCUCCUUUCCCCUCUCUGUGGGAAGGGAUGGUUGAGUCCAGCAGCAGCACGAGCAGCGGUGGAGGAGACAGCUUCUUCUUGCGCUGCUAGCAGCUGGUCGAGCUUGCCGCGCUCUCCCGGCUCGGCUCUCCUCAGCCUGUCUUCCUUUUUCCUCAUCCUGACAGCAGCCCUCGCUCUUUUUUCUUCCUAUUUCUUUUAUUUCGCCUCCCGCUGUUGCCGUCGCCGCCUGCCUCUCCUUCUGGCUUCUCUCUGGAUGCCUGGCCGCGUCUCUCCCUCCUCCUCCUCCUCUGAUUCUUCGUCGUCGUCGUCGACGUCGUGCUCGUCGCUGUCGUCUUGGGGCAGCUGGUGGGUUUUUUCAGCCCUGCCUCAGAGGAGAGCCGCGCGUUGGGCUCUGACCGGAGGAGACUCCUCUUCUUCAUCACCAUCGUCAUUAUCACCGCGUCGGCGUCUUCUUCUUCCAGCUCUCUCAACCCCGCAGUGGCUCGCCGGUACCUGAUGCUAUGAGAAGAAGCAACGCCGAGGCAACGAGCAGUCCUGCAGGAGGCGUCGAAUGCUGCGCCGCCGCCGCCGCUGCUACCACUCGCGGCACCUGGAGCUCCCCUCGCUGCUGCCGCCGCCUCUUUCUCCUCCUGGCUUUGCCCUCUGGUGAUUCUUUAGCCCUGGCCUCAGGCCCUUUGGCACUUCUGGCAAGGGAGGGAGCCCGCGCACGCAGCUGAGAGAGGCGCCCCGGCGAGGUUCUUGCCUCUCUACCUCCCUCCCCUCCACCAGCCUGCCUCCUGUUAGCUCUCGCUCGCUCUUCUCUCUCUCUCUAUGUUUGUGGAAUAAACUGCAGACAUGACUGCGUGGAGGCAAUUCGAGACUCUGCUGGUGGUGCUCUGCGCGGGGCUCCUUGCUGCAGCUCAGGGUCAGAACUGUGGAGGUUUAGUACAGGGUCCAAAUGGUACAAUUGAAAGCCCAGGAUUUCCUCAUGGCUAUCCAAAUUAUGCAAAUUGCACAUGGAUCAUUAUCACAGGAGAACGUAACAGGAUACAAUUAUCAUUUCAUACGUUUGCCCUUGAAGAAGAUUUUGAUAUUUUGUCCAUUUAUGAUGGACAACCACAGCAAGGAAACCUAAAAGUGAGACUUUCUGGAUUUCAGCUGCCAUCAUCUAUCGUGAGCACAGGUUCAAUUCUGACUCUCUGCUUCACUACUGACUUUGCUGUGAGUGCUCAAGGAUUCAAAGCUAUAUAUGAAGUGCUACCCAGCCAUACUUGUGGCAACCCUGGUGAAAUACCAAAAGGAGUUCUUCAUGGUACAAGAUUUAAUAUUGGAGACAAGAUUCGGUACAGCUGCAUCUCGGGCUAUAUCUUGGAAGGUCAUGCUAUGUUGACAUGUAUCAUGAGUCCUGGAAAUGGAGCAUCAUGGGAUUUUCCAGUUCCAUUUUGCAGAGCUGAAGGUGCUUGUGGAGGAACUCUCCGUGGGACAAGUGGAAUUAUUUCAAGUCCUCACUUUCCUUCAGAGUAUGAUAAUAAUGCUGACUGCACAUGGACGAUUCUAGCUGAGCCAGGAGAUACCAUUGCUUUGGUUUUUACAGAUUUUCAACUAGAGGAAGGCUAUGAUUUCUUAGAGAUCAGUGGAACUGAAACACCAUCAAUAUGGUUGACUGGCAUGAAUCUGCCCUCUCCUGUGAUCAGCAGCAAAAACUGGUUACGGCUCCAUUUCACUUCUGACAGUAAUCACAGGCGGAAAGGAUUUAAUGCCCAGUUCCAAGUUAAAAAGGCAAUUGAACUAAAAUCAAGAGGGGUCAAGAUGCUACCCAAUAAAGACAGCAACCACAAGAAUUCAGUCUUGAGUCAAGGUGGGGACGCAGUUGCAUCAGACACAUGUCCUGAUCCAGGUGUUCCUGAAAAUGGGAAAAGAACAGGUUUGGAUUUUAGGGUGGGUGCUAGUGUUCAGUUCAGCUGUGAAGAUAAUUAUGUGCUCCAAGGUACGAAAAGCAUCACUUGUCAAAAGGUGACAGAUACGCUGGCUGCUUGGAGUGACCAUAGGCCAACAUGCCGUGCUAGAACAUGUGGCUCCAACCUCCGUGGACCAAAUGGUAUUAUCACAUCACCCAAUUAUCCUGUUCAGUAUGAAGACAAUGCACAUUGUGUGUGGGUUAUAACAACACUUGAUCCAGAAAAGGUCAUAAAGCUUGCGUUUGAAGAAUUUGAGCUGGAAAGAGGGUAUGACACCCUGACAGUAGGAGAUGCUGGAAAAGUGGGAGAUACCAGAACAGUGUUGUAUGUGCUGACUGGAUCUAGUGUUCCUGAUCUUAUUGUUAGUAUGAGCAACCAGAUGUGGCUCCAUUUGCAGUCUGAUGACAGUAUUGGUUCACCUGGGUUCAAAGCUGUUUAUCAAGAAAUAGAGAAAGGUGGCUGUGGUGAUCCUGGAAUUCCAUCCUAUGGGAAGAGGACUGGCAAUAGUUUUCUACAUGGAGACACACUUACUUUUGAAUGUCAAGCAGCAUUUGAACUUGUGGGAGAGAGAAUGAUCACAUGCCAACAGAAUAACCAGUGGUCUGGCAAUAAACCCAGUUGUGUUUUCUCGUGUUUCUUCAACUUCACAACACCUUCAGGAAUUAUACUUUCACCAAACUACCCUGAAGAGUAUGGAAACAACAUGAACUGUGUAUGGUUGAUAAUUUCAGAGCCAGGGAGCAGAAUACAUCUUAUUUUCAAUGACUUUGAUGUAGAGCCUCAGUUUGAUUAUCUGACAGUGAAAGAUGAUGGGAUUUCUGACUUACCAGCUCUUGGUACUUUUUCUGGCAAUGAUGUGCCUUCCCAGAUUGCUAGCAAUGGGCACAUAGUACGUCUGGAAUUUCAGUCAGAUCAUUCUACUACUGGAAGAGGAUUCAAUAUAACAUACACUACAUUUGGCCAGAAUGAGUGCCAUGAUCCAGGAAUUCCCAUAAAUGGAAGGCGCUUUGGAGACAGAUUCCUUCUAGGAAGUUCUGUUUCUUUUCAUUGUGAUGAUGGCUUUGUGAAAACACAGGGCUCAGAGGCCAUAACUUGUGUUAUACAGGAUGGAAACGUUGUGUGGAGUUCAACUGUUCCACGAUGUGAAGCACCUUGUGGUGGCCACCUGAGAGCAUCUAGUGGAGCUAUCUUGCCACCAGGAUGGCCAGGAUACUAUAAAGACUCAUUAAACUGUGAAUGGGUGAUUGAAGCAAAGCAAGGGAACUCUAUUAAGAUCACUUUUGAUAAAUUCCAGACAGAAGUAAAUUAUGAUACAUUGGAAGUCAGAGAUGGGCCAACUAGUUCAUCCUCAUUAAUUGGGGAAUACCAUGGCACCCAAGCACCACAGUUCCUUAUUAGUACUGGAAAUUACAUGUAUCUCCUAUUCACCACAGAUAAUAGUCGUUCUAGUAUUGGUUUCUUAAUCCACUAUGAAAGCGUUACCUUGGAAUCAGAUUCCUGCCUUGACCCAGGAAUUCCUGUGAAUGGCCAUCGACAUGGUAAUAAUUUCAGUAUCCGAUCUACAGUAACUUUUAGCUGUGAUCCAGGUUACACUUCGAGUGAUGAUGAACCACUUGUGUGUGAACGAAACCAUCAAUGGAACCAUGCACUACCUAGCUGUGAUGCUCUAUGUGGUGGCUAUAUUCAUGGGAGGAGUGGAACCAUUCUAUCACCUGGCUUUCCUGAUUUUUAUCCAAAUUCUUUAAACUGCACAUGGACAAUUGAAGUUUCUCAUGGCAAGGGAGUACAGCUGAUCUUCCACACCUUUCAUCUGGAAAGUUCCCAUGACUAUUUGCUCAUCACAGAAGAUGGAAGCUUCACAGAACCUGUGGCCAGAUUAACGGGGUCUGUUUUGCCUCCUACCAUUAAAGCUGGACUCUAUGGAAACUUCACUGCACAACUUCGGUUUAUUUCUGAUUUUUCCAUUUCCUAUGAAGGCUUUAACAUAACAUUUUCAGAAUACGACCUAGAGCCCUGUGAUGAUCCUGGUGUUCCUGCCUUCAGUCGAAGAAUAGGAUUUCACUUUGGUGUUGGAGAUUUCUUGACAUUUUCUUGCUUUUCUGGAUAUCGUUUGGAAGGUGCGAACAAGCUUACAUGCCUAGGUGGUGGCCGUCGUGUAUGGAGUGCACCUCUGCCAAGGUGUGUGGCUGAAUGUGGAGCAAGUGUGUCUGCAAAUGAAGGAACACUGCUGUCUCCAAAUUUUCCGUCUAAUUAUGACAACAACCAUGAAUGCAUUUAUAAAAUUGAAACUGAACCUGGGAAAGGGAUCCAUCUGAGAGCCAGAACCUUUCAGCUGCAUGAAGGCGAUACUGUUAAGGUAUAUGAUGGAAAAGAUAGCUCAUCACGUCUCUUGGGAUCCUUUACAAGAAAUGAAUUGAUAGGACACAUUCUCAACAGCACAUCAAACCACUUAUGGAUAGAAUUUAAUUCUAACGGAUCAGAUACAGAUCAAGGAUUUCAGCUCACAUAUACGAGUUUUGAUUUAGUGAAAUGUGAGGAUCCUGGAACACCAAACUAUGGCUACAAGAUCCGUGAUGAAGGGCAUUACACAGAUACUGUUGUUUUAUACAGUUGCAAUCCAGGCUACACAAUGCAUGGUAGUAGCAUUAUUACCUGCCUAAGUGGAGAUCGAAGAGCUUGGGACAAACCUUUGCCAACUUGCAUAGCUGAGUGUGGUGGACGAAUUCAUGCUGCUACUUCAGGUCGCAUUCUGUCCCCAGGUUACCCAGCUCCAUAUGACAAUAAUCUUCAUUGUACUUGGAUUAUAGAAGCAGACCCAGGGAGGACAAUUAGUCUGCAUUUUAUUGUUUUUGACACUGAAGUGGCUCAUGAUAUCCUAAAAGUAUGGGAUGGUCCUGUUGAAAGCAGUAUUCUACUUAAAGAGUGGAGUGGUUCAGCCCUUCCUGAAGACAUUUAUAGUACUUUCAACUCCCUGACUUUACAAUUUGACAGUGACUUCUUCAUCAGCAAAUCAGGAUUUUCUAUCCAGUUCUCAACAUCAGUUGCAUCAACUUGUAAUGAUCCUGGAACCCCACAGAAUGGCAGCAGAUACGGAGAUAGCAGAGAGCCUGGGGAUGCCAUCACCUUCCAGUGUGACCCAGGGUAUCAGCUCCAAGGCCAGGAUAAAAUUACUUGUGUGCAGCUGAAUAAUCGAUUCUUUUGGCAGCCUGAUGCUCCUACGUGUAUAGCUGCAUGUGGUGGAAACCUCACAGGCCCAGCAGGUGUUAUUUUAUCACCAAACUACCCACAGCCGUAUCCUCCUGGGAAAGAAUGUGAUUGGAGAAUAAAAGUAAACCCUGAUUUUGUCAUUGCCUUGAUAUUCAAAAGUUUCAACAUGGAACCCAGUUAUGAUUUUUUGCAUAUUUAUGAAGGAGAAGAUUCCAACAGCCCUCUUAUUGGCAGUUUUCAAGGCUCCCAGGCACCUGAAAGAAUAGAAAGCAGUAGUAAUAACCUUUUUCUGGCAUUUCGUAGUGAUGCUUCUGUUGGCAUGUCAGGAUUUGCCAUUGAAUAUAAAGAAAAACCACGGGAAGCUUGUUUUGACCCUGGCAACAUAAUGAAUGGAACUAGAAUCGGAGCAGACUUUAAACUUGGAUCAAGUAUUACUUACCAGUGUGAUUCUGGAUACAAGAUUAUUGAUCCUUCCACUAUUACUUGUAUGAUUGGUGUUGAUGGAAAACCUGCAUGGAACCGAGUUCUGCCAUCUUGCAAUGCUCCCUGUGGGGGACAAUAUGUUGGAUCAGAUGGAGUGGUUUUAUCACCAAAUUACCCCCAGAACUACACUAUUGGGCAGACUUGUCAAUAUUCAAUUACUGUGCCUAAGGAAUUUGUUGUGUUUGGACAAUUUGCCUAUUUUCAAACAGCUCUAAAUGAUGUAGUGGAAUUAUUUGAUGGAGAACAUCCACAGGCUAGACUUCUCAGUUCACUUUCUGGAUCUCACUCAGGAGAGACUUUGCCUUUAGCCACAUCUAAUCAGAUUCUAUUGAGGUUUAGUGCCAAGAGUGGAGCAUCUGCCAGGGGCUUCCAUUUUGUCUAUCAAGCGGUUCCACGAACAAGUGAUACACAGUGCAGCUCCGUUCCAGAGCCGAAAUAUGGUAGGAGGAUUGGCUCUGAAUUUUCAGCAGGUUCUGUGGUUCGCUUUGAAUGUAGUCCUGGCUAUCUUCUGCAAGGCUCCAAAGCUAUCCGCUGCCAGUCUGUGCCCAAUGCUUUAGCUCAGUGGAACGACACAGUGCCAAGCUGUGUGGUGCCGUGCAGUCGAAAUUUCACUGAACGGAGGGGUACUAUAUUAUCUCCAGGCUAUCCUGAACCUUAUGGUAACAGCUUGAAUUGUGUGUGGAAAAUCAUAGUGACUGAGGGAUCAGGUAUUCAGAUCCAGGUCAUAAGUUUUGCCACCGAGCAUAACUGGGACUCCCUUGAGAUUUAUGAUGGUGGUGACAUGACAGCACCAAGGCUUGGGAGUUUUUCAGGUACCACAGUACCAGCAUUAUUGAACAGCACUUCCAAUCAACUUUAUUUGCACUUUCACUCUGAUAUUAGUGUGGCAGCUGCUGGUUUUCACUUGGAGUACAAAACUGUAGGUCUUGCUGCCUGCCCAGAACCAGUAAUUCCUAGCAAUGGAUUCAAAAUGGGCGAUAGAUAUAUGGUGAAUGAUGUUUUGUCAUUUCAGUGUGAGCCAGGAUACACAUUACAGGGACGUUCUCAUAUUUCCUGUAUGCCUGGAACUGUUCGCCGUUGGAACUAUCCUUCUCCUCUCUGUAUUGCUAAAUGUGGCGGAACACUGACAAAUAUGGCUGGAGUGAUACUGAGCCCAGGUUUCCCAGGAAACUAUCCUAGUAACCUAGGCUGCACAUGGAAGAUAUUGUUGCCUGUUGGAUAUGGGGCACAUAUACAGUUUCUGAACUUCUCCACCGAAGCUAACCAUGACUUCCUUGAAAUUCAGAAUGGUCCUUAUCACACCAGUUCUAUGAUUGGCCAGUUCAGUGGAACAGACCUCCCACCAUCUUUAUUAAGCACAACACAUGAAACUCUCAUCCAUUUUUAUAGUGAUCACUCAGAAAAUAGGCAAGGAUUUAAACUGGCAUAUCAAGCAUACGAAUUACAAAAUUGCCCAGAUCCCCCACCAUUUUUCAAUGGAUAUAUAAUUAAUUCAGAUUACAGUGUGGGCCAGUCAAUAUCUUUUGAGUGUUAUCCUGGAUAUGUAUUGAUUGGUCAUUCUGUUCUCACUUGCCACCAUGGGAUUAACCGGAACUGGAACUAUCCCUUUCCAAAAUGUGAAGCUCCUUGUGGCUACAAUGUAACAUCUCAGAAUGGUACUGUGUACUCCCCAGGAUUUCCAGAUGAAUAUCCAAAUUCAAAAGAUUGUACAUGGCUUAUUACUGUACCCCAGGGCCAUGGAAUCUAUAUUAAUUUUACCUUACUCCAAACAGAACUAGUGAAUGACUACAUUGCAGUUUGGGAUGGACCAGACCAAAAUUUACCUCAGCUGGGAGUAUUCAGUGGGAAUACAGCUCUUGAGACAGCUUAUAGCUCAAGCAAUCAAGUCCUUCUGAAAUUUCACAGUGACUUCUCCACUGGAGGGUUCUUUGUUCUCAAUUUCCAUGCAUAUCAGCUUAAGAAGUGCCAGCCUCCACCAGCAGUUCUGGAAGCUGAAUUGCUUACAGAAGAUGAUGAUUUUGAAAUAGGUGACUUUGCCAAAUACAAGUGUCAUCCUGGCUAUACGUUGGUUGGCAACGAUGUAAUGUUCUGUAAACUAAAAGCACAACUCCAAUUUGAGGGUUCUCCUCCAUUUUGUGAAGCACAAUGCCCAGCAAAUGAAGUCCUCACAGAUUCAUCUGGAGUAAUUCUUAGUCCAGGUUACCCGGAGAACUACCCCAAUUCACAAACCUGUUCCUGGACUCUAAAAGUUGAACCAAAUUAUAAUAUCUCUAUCUUUGUAGAAACGUUUCAAAGUGAAAAACAGUUUGAUGAGCUGGAAAUCUUUGAUGGUUCUUCUGGACAAAGCCCUUUGUUGGUUGCUUUGAGCGGAAAUCACACUGGACAACUUAACUACACAACCAAAUCUAAUCAGUUGUAUCUGCGUUGGUCAACUGACCAUGCAACGAGUAAGAAAGGAUUCAAGAUACGUUAUUCAGCUCCUUACUGCAGCUUAAACCAUAUUGUGAAGAAUGGUGAAAUUGUAAAUAAAACCAGUGGCACAGCUGGCAGCAUCGUUCACUAUUAUUGUAAACCUGGAUAUAGAAUAAUUGGCCAUAGCAAUGCAACUUGCAGACAUCAUCCAAAUGGCAUGUAUCAGUGGGAUUUCCCCCCUCCUCUCUGCCAAGCUGUAUCUUGUGGUAUUCCUGAAUCUCCCGGAAAUGGUUCAGUCUGGGGUAAUGAAUUUAUUUUGGGCAGCAGAGUGAUAUAUGAAUGUAAUGAGGGCUUCAGGCUAGAAUCUAGUCAACAAGCAACAGCAGUGUGUCAAGAAGAUGGAUUGUGGAGCAAUAAAGGAAGGCCACCAGUCUGCAAACCUGUGACUUGCCCCAGCAUUGAGAGUCUGCUCUCAGAACAUGUAGUCUGGAGACUGAUUUCUGGGUCGGUGAAUGAGUUUGGAGCACAAGUCAUGCUGAGCUGCAGCCCUGGUUAUUAUUUAGAGGGUCAGAGACUCAUGCUGUGUAAAACUAAUGGAACAUGGAGUGAUGCUGAUGAGAGACCAAUGUGUAAUGUUAUUUCCUGUGGAAGUCUUCCAUCUCCACCGAAUGGUAAUAAGGUUGGCACUCUGACAGUAUACGGAGCCACAGCCAUCUUCACCUGCAACACUGGAUAUACACUAGUUGGUUCUCAUGUACGGGAAUGCCUAGCAAAUGGACUUUGGAGUGGCAUUGAAACACAAUGUCUUGCUGGACAUUGUGGUUCUCCAGAUCCAAUCGUAAAUGGCCACAUUAGUGGAGAUGGCUUCAGUUAUCGUGACACUGUUGUGUACCAGUGUAAUCCUGGUUUUCGACUUGUUGGCACAUCUGUUCGGAUAUGCCUGCAAGAUCACAAGUGGUCUGGGCAAACACCAGUUUGUGUCUCAAUCACAUGUGGUCAUCCUGGAAACCCUGCUCAUGGAGUGACCAACGGCAGUGAGUUCAAUUUGAAUGAUGUUGUCAACUUCACCUGCAACACGGGAUAUUUACUUCAGGGUGCCUCACAAGCACAAUGCCGGAGCAAUGGACAAUGGAGCAGCUCCUUACCUACUUGCCGAGUGGUGAACUGUUCAGAUCCAGGCGUUGUGGAAAACGCUGUUCGUCAUGGACAACAGAAUUUCCCUGAAUCUUUCAAGUAUGGAAUCAGUGUGGUGUACCACUGCAAGAAAGGGUUUUAUCUUCUAGGUUCAUCUUCUCUGACCUGUAAAGCUAAUGGCUUGUGGGGCAGAUCAUUGCCCAAAUGUUUGCCAAUAUCUUGUGGUCACCCUGGAGUUCCAGCCAAUGCAGUUCUAUCAGGAGACAAAUUUAUAUAUGGAUCUAUAGUUCGCUACUCUUGUGCAGGAAGUCGAACUCUCAUAGGAAACUCGACUAGAGCAUGCCAAGAAAACAGCCGCUGGAGUGGAACUCUUCCUCACUGCUCAGGAAACAACCCAGGAUAUUGUGACGAUCCUGGAGUGCCAUCCCAUGGGUCCAGACUUGGGGAUGAGUUCAAGAUAAAAAGCCUGCUACGUUUCUCCUGUGAAAUGGGUUAUCAGCUGAGAGGUUCCUCAGAAAGAACAUGUCUCCUUAAUGGAUCUUGGUCUGGUUUGCAGCCAGUGUGUGAAGCUGUAUCUUGUGGAAAUCCUGGGACACCAGCCAAUGGCAAGAUAGUCUUCAGUGAUGGAAUUUCAUUUUCCAGUUCAGUCAUUUACACCUGUUGGGAAGGUUACAAAACAUCAGGGUUAACUACGCGGCACUGUACAGCCAAUGGGACAUGGACUGGCACUGCCCCAGACUGCACAGUGAUCAAUUGUGGAGACCCAGGUGAAUUAUCAAAUGGCAUUCAUUUUGGAACUGAUUUCACAUUUAAUAGGACAGUAACCUAUCAGUGCAAUCCAGGCUACCUAAUGGAACCUGUGGGUGCAUCCACUAUACGCUGUACAAAAGAUGGCACCUGGAACCAGACUAAACCCAUCUGCAAAGCUAUCACCUGCGGGCCACCUCCCCAGGUGGUAUAUGGAAAGGUGGAAGGAUCUGAUUUCUACUGGGGAUCAAGUCUAAGUUACAGUUGUGCUGAUGGGUAUCAUCUUUCCAAUUCUGCUAUCAUUUCAUGUGAAGGACGAGGAGUAUGGAGGGGAGAGGUCCCACAGUGUCUCCCUGUGUUUUGUGGAGAGCCUGGUACACCAGCUGAGGGGCGACUCAAUGGUAAAAGUUUCACCUACAGAUCUGAAGUAUCUUUUCAGUGCAAACCACCUUUGAUACUAAUAGGUUCCCCGAGAAGAAUAUGCCAAGCAGAUGGUACUUGGAGUGGAAUUCAGCCAACAUGUAUUGAUCCUGCUCAUAACAGUUGCCCAGACCCUGGUACACCACACUAUGGAAUUCAGAAUAAUUCUAGAGGCUAUGAGGUUGGGAGCAGAGUCUUUUUCAGAUGUAGGAAGGGUUAUCAUGUACAGGGAUCUACUACACGAACUUGUCUUGCAAAUUUAACAUGGAGUGGCAUACAGCCUGAAUGCAUCCCUCAUGCUUGCAGACAGCCAGAGACACCAGCAAAUGUGGAUGUAAAAGCGAUAGAUCUACCUACAUUAGGCUACACUUUGGUGUAUACAUGUCAACCAGGAUUUUUCCUUGCUGGUGGAUCAGAACACCGGACGUGUAAGCCAGAUAUGAAAUGGACAGGAAAGUCACCUGUUUGUAAAAGUAAAGGAGUGAGAGAAGUUAAUGAAACAAUAACUAAAACUCCAGUUCCUUCAGAUGUAUUUUUUAUCAAUUCAUUGUGGAAGGGCUUUUAUGAAAAUCUAGGGAAAAGACAACCUGCAACUCUUACAGUGGACUGGUUCAAUGCUACAAGCAGUAAAGUGAAUGCCACGUUCAUUGAAGCAUCUGGUACACAACUCAAACUAUCAGGUGUUUACAAGAAAGAAGAAGCUCAUUUGCUUUUGAAAGUCUAUCAAAUUAAAAAUCCUAGGGAGGGUUUUGCAAGCAAAUUUGAAAAUGACAAGUGGGCGUUAGAUGGCUACGUGUCAUCGGGGCUUGACAGAGGUGUCUUCACUUAUCAAGGUGACAUACAUGGAAAAGAUUUUGGAAGAUUUAUGCUCCAAAGACAAAGUCCUUUAAGUGUGGACACAGAUCAUCUGAAUCACUACUAUGGUACAAACAGCAGUUCUGUUGCAGCUGCAAUCCUGGUACCUUUCUUUGCUCUAAUAUUAUCAGGGUUCGCAUUUUACCUCUACAAACACAGAACAAGACCAAAAGUACAGUACAAUGGUUAUGCUGGACAUGAAAACAGCAAUGGACAAGCAUCAUUUGAAAAUCCUAUGUAUGAUACAAACUUAAAACCCACAGAGGCAAAAGCUGUGAGGUUUGACACAACUCUGAACACAGUUUGUACAGUGGUAUAGCAUUCAGUGCCCAGUUUGACUGAUUCAUAGCCAUACCUCUGAUGGACAAGCAGUAAUUCCUUUGGUGCCAUAUACCGGUUCCCCUUCUUCUCUUGGUUUCGCUGCUGUAAUCUCUAACAUCUAUUGGUAUAGACACAGCAAGGCUUUCCAGUGAAAUGUCAAGUCUUCUGGGGAGUCAAGACCAAGCUAAUUUCUUCAUCUCAAAGGUGGAUUUGAAUACCUGGCUGCAUUUGCUCCAAAUAAGGCACACUUAGAAGGAAGACUGCCGAGUCAUAUCCAUCUGUCAUAUUUAAAUGCCUCAGACUUUCACAUUUGUAUGUGGCUGGAUGCCUUUCAAUGCAAUCUUCUGGGCACUUGGAUCACUCCGUUGGGAACUCUGACAAAAAUAGCACCAUAAAUUAUCCCCAGGAAUAAGAACAUUCAGAAGGAGAUUUAAGCAAAGAAGAAGUGUUUUGGAAGGAGAAGACAAUACAAUCUUCCUUGGGGGCUGCACACAUCUACAAAAUGCUUUACCAUUAAAAUCUUGUUAACAACCCUACAGUAUAUCUCAGAUAUCCAUACAUAAGGCAUUCUACAAACUUCCCAGUCAGCUGUUGUAUUGCAAAAUGUUAAUGCACAAUCUUUGCACUAGUGUGGUAUGAAUGAUUGAGUAAGAUACUGGUUAAAAACAAAAACCAAUAUACAGGGUUUAUACACACUCUCCAUUGUAUAUAAGCAUAUGCUCAUCUAUUUUUAUUUUUUUUUGUCCUGUGAAACAUUCCAUGAUAAUUUUAUCUAGUGCUCCUAUUACUCAGCAACCCCCUUACCUAGUCCUGGUAGAGCAAUUUGUGAUCAUGAAAAUACUAUGUUUGGGUUUUUUUCCUAUGUAGACACCAGUUAUAAAUCAACCAGAUGAGGGUGGGGGAAAGCCCAAGUUUACAAAUGUUCAUUCCUAAUGCUGGUUUUCUUUUCUUUCUGACAUCAUUUUUUUCCUCAGCAUCACACUCUGUAAAAGCAGGGGAGUCGGGCAGUUACUGCUGCUUGCCAUGUACAAAAUGUGAAUAGUAAUUUAUUUUAGAUAGUUCAUAAAGCCCGUGGGCCCUUGUGCUCACAAUACAGUCUUCCCUUUUUCAAUAGUUUCCCAUCUUUUUUUUUCAUGUGAAGUUACAUUGUUUUCCAGUGUUACAUAGAACUUACAAAUGUGUUACAGUAGAGUAUGGAAAAUUCCAGGCACAUCCAACACAGCAACUUUCUGCUGCAACCAUUACUCUUUCCCAUCGUGUGUGUCUGUGUGUGAAUUUAUUUGUUUGCUACAUUUUUAACCAAUACUGCUUAAUGCUUUUGUAAUCCCACAGCUUGACAGAGCAAGUUUGAGAUUUAGAAAUACUCUUCAGAGUACUGCAGCAAGGAUAGCUGCUCCCUUGGCAAAACAAAAAUAGGAAAUGACAAAACUCAUAGACAGGUUGUUGAAUCGUACAAGCCUUUUACAUAGACUACUAAUUCAUGGGUGGCCAGCUGGCAGCAUGGGUGCCACAAGUGGUACAGGCAGAAGGAAUCUGUAGUACUGCUGUAGAAAGUAAAGAAAACCAUCGGCACAGCUGUGGCAUAUUGAGGCCUGUGCUGUUGCCUAUUCCUCAGCUCAGUAGACUAGGGUAAAAGCCAAGCAUAGGGGGCUACAUAUGUACCGUGCACUAGAGUGGCACCGUCUUAAGUCUGAACUUCACUUAUGUGGGAACUCUCAUACCUAUACUAAUUGAAUCUAAUUAACUGUGUUACAUUUCAAAAAUUAUAUUCAGUUUCAUCCUGCAGUCUUGUGGACAGACAUGCGAUAAUGUGCAGCUAUAGUACACAUACUUGUGCACAAGAUUGCAAUUUUAGGGAAUAUUGUUUUUGUACCAUUAUAGCAUGAUUCAGCAAAACUUUCCAGUGGUGUAUUUCGGUUGGCUUCAGUCAGAGUCAAUAACAUUGUACGCAACUAAACAUUUAAAAAGAUACAGAAAGAUUUCUCUUUGGAUUCUGACACCCAAACAUUCUCCAAGUCAGGUCAGCAUAGGCCAGAUUCCAAAUAACUGGAUUACUAGUUCCACAUGCCAAAGGGAUCUUUGGGGUUGUGUUUCAGCCCCAUGGGUCAAAUGUCAAACAACUUUUGAAAUAGAAGAGGCUUUUAAAAACCUAAUAUGGGCAAUUUUCUUUCUUUCUUUUGUUCAAAAGAAAACAGAACAAUAUUGGGUAAGCCCAAGUCCUUGGGGUAGCUAAAGUAGUUCUUUGCUUCCUACACAUGAUGAACCCCAAUUCUAUAUGUGUUCCCUAUGGGACAUUCUAUUGACUAAACACCAAAAUCAAGCAUUAUUAGAAAAGAUAAGUUUAAGUUAAAUAGCAAGAAAAAGUUUGCAGGCUAAUCUUUGAUCAAAGUAGAAAACCUUACAUAGUUUUUGAUGGACUAUACCAGCAAUACCAAUAUGUUUAGCUGUUCUUCAUGUAAUUAGUUUUUUAAAAAAUCUUUGUUUAAUAUUAUAAACCUUGGAGAUGUCUGGACAUUUUUGCUUUGCUUUAGAUGCAGACAACUUUUUAUUAUCCCAUAUGCGUUUACAAUUUGAUAUAUCCAACAGAUGUUUGCAUUCUCUGGAAAGACUACAGUGAUCAGAUAAAAAUGUCUCCAUUUCCUGAAGCAUUGCUUCCAAUGUAGCUUGCACUGUAUACAACAGAAAGAGAAACUUCGUAUUGCUGCCUCUGGAGUCACUUUAUUGAUGGCAGAAGUAACCAAAGUCAUUCAGGAAAAAAAUACAAAGUAUGAGAGGGAAAAUGGAUUUUUUAUAUAUUAUAGUGUUAUCAGCAUAUGUCCUGAUUGAGAGAUCCAUGUGCAGUUAAAUGGGGUAUGUGGGGGGAGCUUAGUUCAUCUCAGUGGACUUAGCUGCUCAUGGAAAAGGAGCAAGGGCAUAGGUUGGCUUCAUCCAUUGAAACGAAUUGGGAGAGUGCUUCAGGCAAAGGAGCUCCAUGCAUUAUCCAGAAGAAUUCAGUAGAUCAGGAUAGUAGUCUUUUACAUUUCCAUCUUUGGGAUCUUGAAGCUGAAAAUCCUAACUUCUUUAUACUAGUGAAGUAUAAGUGAACAAGAAUAAGGCUGUUCAUAGCAGAAUAAUAAACCAUCAACUUUUUUACUUAACGGAAACAAAACAACCAUUUCACUCUGGUAUGCUCAAAUCUUUAGUUGGUGCUUAAUUUAUUAUCUGCAGUCUCACUGAUUUCAGUGGAAUUGCAGAACCAAACAUUGUUUUACUCACACGGCAUAUCUAGAGAUAUAACCCUGCCUAAUGAAAUAUGCCUGUGUGAGUGUAUGUGUGUGUAUGUUUUUCUUUGUCACCUCUGUGCCUACCUCUUGAAGGUUGUCUGUUCCCUUUGUUUUUGUUACAAUUGCAUUGCACUGAGCAGGUUAGAUCUUCCAUUUAUUCUGCUACUUUUCUGGCUCCAUACUUGUCCAGACACACAUUUGAUGCACCACCCUAACAGCCCCAAUCCUCAAAGUGCCACCCAAAGUCCAUUCGCUUGAGAGUAGGGCUUCAAUUGCGGAGUGACCUGAAUAGCAGAACUGAGGCCCAUUGUAGUAUGGUCAUGCCAAAGGCAGUCCUGAAAUCUUCUCUGUGAUGUAUUUACUGUUAACUCUUCCCCAAAAAGUUUCAGACUGAUUAUGAUAAAGCAAAGUAAACAUGAUCUAAGAAAGAACAAUCAAAAACAGGUAAUGUGCUUCAAAGCUGUUUAAAUCUGCUGCUUGUAUCACCCAUCUUGCCUUUCUCCAGGCUAGCUGCAAUAAUUUUUUUUCUUCUGUAAUAUAUUUUGUAAACAAACAAAAGCUGUUAUUAAAGAAGGGGGGAGGGGGGAAAGCUGGCAUUGCAAUCAAAUCAAUCUAAUUUUCAUUCCCAGUACUCCAUUCUGUCAUUUCACGACAUGCUGCUGUGACAUGAACUAGGUGCAAAAGAACUUUUUUGUACAGAGAUAUAUUUUUUAUGAAAAAUUUGUAAAAUUAUUAAAUAUGCUGUACUUUUUGAUUAAUGUAGGUAAAUUGUUAAAAAAAACUGUUUUUACAAUACAAAAGGAAAAAAAUCCUGUAAUUUUUCCCAAUAAUGUAAAAUGCACCAUCUUUAGCUGAAUUUUCAGUUCAGAACCUAUUACACAUGUAUUAAUAUUAAAGUGGCCUGUUUAAAAUCUAUAAUUUUUUUGGCAAAAGAAGUGUAAAAGAUUGUAAUAUAGCCUGUGCAAUGCCACUUAUCUUGAA
Rhineura floridana is the source of this 15824-nucleotide messenger RNA. It is a transcript of the gene CSMD1, whose product is annotated as CUB and Sushi multiple domains 1. Lineage: Eukaryota; Metazoa; Chordata; Lepidosauria; Squamata; Rhineuridae. The record is from RefSeq and is a predicted model, not a curated record. The transcript is spliced from 70 exons. Bases 899 to 11578 code for a protein of 3559 amino acids.